Molecule: messenger RNA, 1273 nt
Organism: Monopterus albus (swamp eel)
Lineage: Eukaryota; Metazoa; Chordata; Actinopteri; Synbranchiformes; Synbranchidae
Gene: asph
Product: aspartate beta-hydroxylase
Exons: 11
Coding region: 179-1273 (364 amino acids)
Biological process (GO): peptidyl-aspartic acid hydroxylation
Cellular component (GO): endoplasmic reticulum; membrane
Molecular function (GO): peptidyl-aspartic acid 3-dioxygenase activity
Source: RefSeq, a predicted model, not a curated record
GUCAUUGGUCAGAAGAGCUGAGAGUCCUAGAGUAGACGGGGUUUCUGGUGUUCCUAGUUUUAUAAGGCAGGAGUAGAAAUUGUAAUUUAUUUUUUAACUGCUGGAAAAAUCGAUUUCGAGUGCUCCAGUCUUUCUUUGAUAGUUGUUUCAGAGGCAGCCAAGCUACCAGAAAUUCGCCAUGGCUUCAAAGAAAAAUGCUAAAGUGCACGCAAAACCCAAAGAAGGUACGAAAACCCAGUCAGCCAAUAGAAACGGAAAGAAAGCCGGCGCUGGGUCCAGCGGCUUCUUCACCUGGUUCUUCAUCCUGGCCCUCCUGGGGGUCUGGACAUCUGUAGCUGUGGUCUACUUUGACCUGUUUGACUAUCAGGGAGUCCUUGACAAGGCUAAGGACUUACAAAUUAACCUGUCUGAGACCUUGCAAGGUAAACUGGUGGCGUACGACACAGAUGGCGAUGGUGAUUUUGAUGUCGAAGAUGCAAAAGUUCUGCUAGGGUUGAAAGAGAAAGCUGUUGUCGUCACUUCCCGUAGCGAAGAAGCCACUGGAGAGUCUCCUGAACCUGAACGUGCACCAGAAGCUGCUGUUGAGCCUGACCCUGUACCUGUGGAAGAUGUGAUUGAGGCUGCUGUAGCAAAGGACACUAGUGCACCACCACCAGAGCCUGAACCUGAGAUAGCAGCUGAGGAUGAACCAGAGCCAGAGCCUGAACCUGAGGAGACUCUUGAGGUGAUUGAGAGCGAUCCAGUGGUGCUGGAGGAGGAGCCUCCUGUUGUGGAAGAGGACGCCCCAGUGGAGGAGGCUGCUCCAAUUGAGGAGGAGGAGGUGUCAGAUGAUCCCGCAGAAGAGGCAGCAGCUGAAGAGGUGGAGGAAACCCAGGAAGAGGCUGCUGAGGGGCUGGCUGACACUGAAGAGGAGGAGAGUGCACCUACAGAAGAAGAUGUAGAAGAAGAGGAGGCAGCUUAUUCAGAGGAACCUGAUGAGGCACCCAUUGGAGAGGGGGAAUCAACCAUUGAAGACGAGGAGGCAGAGGAGCCCUCCGAUGAGAUCGAGGUGACAGAAGAAGAAGAUGCAGCUCUUUUAGAAGAAGAUGUUGAGGAAACUGCUGAAGAGGACUUAGCUUCCACAGAAGAAGUAGUGGAGGAGGCUGCGGACGCAGAAGAAGAGGAGCAAUCAGUUCCAGAGACAGAAGAAGUAGCAGAAGAGGAAGAGGAGAUGCCAGAAGAUGUAUCUCUUAUGUUUGGCAUAUUUCCAGAUGUGAUCACCACGACCAUCUAA